This is a messenger RNA of Glycine soja, 1408 nucleotides long. RefSeq names its product probable inactive patatin-like protein 9. The coding region runs from base 77 to 1225 and encodes 382 amino acids. NCBI's taxonomy places the organism in Eukaryota, Viridiplantae, Streptophyta, Magnoliopsida, Fabales, Fabaceae. The transcript is spliced from 2 exons. Gene Ontology annotation, biological process: lipid metabolic process. The record is from RefSeq and is a predicted model, not a curated record.
AUAACUACCCCAUUCCCAAACACACCUUUCACUUCCUUCCUCUUCUUCUAACGCACUCUCAACUCUUCACUUGUUAAUGCUUCCUCCUGAAAGUUCUAAACUCAACGCAAUGGAGCUUAGCAAAGUCACGUUAGAGAUCUUUUCAAAAUUGGAGCAGCAAUGGCUCUCGCACUACGAAGCAUCAACCAAAACGCGCAUUCUCAGCAUUGACGGCGGAGGAACCACCGCCAUUGUCGCCGGCGCCUCCCUCGUCCACCUCGAAGACCAGAUCCGCGCCCAAACCUCCGAUCCUCACACGCAAAUCGCCGAUUACUUCGACAUUAUCGCCGGAACCGGCAUUGGCGCAAUCCUCGCCUCCAUGAUCACCGCCGACGACGGUUUCGGCCGGCCUCUGUACUCCGCCAGAGACGCCGUCAACUUCCUCGCCGAAAACAACCGCGAACUCUACCAGCCGAAGCGCGCCGGCGUGCUCCGCCGACGCCGUAGAUUCUCCGCGCGGAGCAUGGAAGAGGCGCUGAAGCGCGUUUUCAAGAGGAAAGAGGGAGAAAAACUGUUGUUGACUCUGAAGGACACGUGUAAGCCGCUCCUUAUCCCUUGCUUUGACCUCAAGAGCUCUGCGCCGUUCGUGUUCUCCCGAGCCGACGCGUCCGAGUCACCGAGCUUCAACUUCGAGCUUUGGAAGGCGUGCCGCGCCACGUCGGCGACCCCUGGCCUCUUCACUCCCUUCCACUUCUCCUCCGUCGACGGAAAAACCUCGUGCGCCGCCGUCGACGGCGGCCUGGUGAUGAACAAUCCGGCAGCAGCUGCCGUCACGCACGUCCUCCACAACAAGCGCGAUUUCCCGUCGGUGAACGGCGUGGAGGAUCUCCUCGUCCUGUCCAUCGGAAACGGAGCUCAGGCGAAGAGAAUGAACAACGCCGGCGAGUGCUCCACGUCGACGGUGGUUGACAUUACGCUCGACGGCAUUUCCGAGACCGUUGACCAGAUGCUAGGGAACGCCUUCUGUUGGAACCGUAUGGAUUAUGUCAGGAUUCAGGCAUUUGGUUUGGGAGAUCAAGGAAAAGAAGAGAAGGUGCUGAACGAGAGAGUCCUGGAAUCGUUACCGUUCGGGGGAAAGCGGUUACUGCAGGAGACUAACGGUAACAGAAUCGAGAGCUUCGUGCAACGUCUUGUUGCUACUGGGAAGACAAGUCUUCCACCUAGUCCGUGCAAGCUUCCGCCGUAAGCCUCUGGCUAACGGCGUUUCUUUAUUUUAAUAUUUUGACGCUGUGACUUGUAUCCAAGGUUAGUUUAGGCUUUGAUUAAAGAAGGAAAAAAAAAAAAAAGUGCAGAAGGCUGAAGCUUUUAUUUUAUCUGUUGUCGGAGUGAAUAGCGGUUAAUAAAAAUCACAUGAUAGAGUUUCUCGCGA